ACAAUCAAUGAACGGAAGCGGGCAAAAAUUAAAAGUACUGCAGCAGGUGAAGUAAACGAGGAGGGAGGACUAGGUAAAGAAGAAAGAGAGCUUGAGAGAAAAAAGAAAAAAGAAGAAAAGAGAGAAAUAUCUCUGCCUUUGCCUUGCUUGCCCUCUCUUAAAAAGUCUAGAGAGAGAAACCAACAACAACGUUAUAGUUGUGUCUCUCUGUGCGUGGCAAUCAAAUCUUCCUUCUUAUAUUCUCUCUCUCUCUGUUUGUUGGUUUAUGAUUUCAGGGCCUCUCUGUUGAAUCUAAUCUCUCUCUUUCUCAGCCAUCUCCAGAAGCAAUAGAAGAUUCCAUUCCAAUCCUUUUAAAACUACUCAUAUCUUCUUCCUUUUCUUGAGGAAAAGUAAAUUGAAAUCAAAAUCCCAUAAUUUUUUUCGGAGAAAGAGAUUCCAAUUCUGUUGCUUUUCCCCUUUGUCUUGUCCCUAGACAUGUCUUGUUGUUUCAAGGAAUAAGUCUGGUUCUGAUUGAAGUGAAGUAAGUUUGGAAUGGAAGGCGAUAUAUUUUCAGGAUUUGGAAAUGGAACUCAAGUAGAUGGCAAGGUUUUGCAGACAUUUCAAAAGAGUUUUGUACAAGUUCAAGACAUCUUAGAUCAAAAUAGGUUGCUAAUCAACGAGAUUAACCAAAACCAUGAGUCAAAGAUCCCUGAUAACUUGAGCCGGAACGUGGGAUUAAUUAGAGAGUUGAAUAAUAAUAUUAGAAGAGUAGUUGAUCUCUAUGCUGAUCUCUCGAGCUCCUUCACCAGGUCAAUGGAUGCUUCAUCAGAAGGCGAUUCAGCUGGGACAUUCAAAUCUGAUGGAAAAGCUAGUCAGAAGAGAAUUAGAUCUGGGUAAAUUUGAUCAAGCUGAGCUUUUGGUAUAAAUUCUGUUCUCUUUCCCUGUAGAAUAAGAAGAGUAUUUGGAUUCUGAAGUGAAAAAAAAAAAUCUGUAACUCUUUCAAUGAAAGUGUGAAAUGCAUCUGAGAUUGUGAAGCUUCAGCAUAAUCCUCAGUCAUCACUUUUCCAUUGAAAUAACAUCCUAGACAUUUACCAUUGUAAUCAUGUAUAACUGUUCUAUUUUGUUGAAAUCAAGCAUUUUCAUGCUUAACAUCUGCAAAUUGUGGCCAGGAUUCUGUGAAUUUGUUUUUGUUUUUGUUACAUGCACCCUUUUUAAUAAAUGAGUAUAGGGUUAUCUUAUCUGUA
Molecule: messenger RNA, 1223 nt
Organism: Theobroma umbraticum
Lineage: Eukaryota; Viridiplantae; Streptophyta; Magnoliopsida; Malvales; Malvaceae
Gene: ELF4-L4
Product: ELF4-like 4
Biological process (GO): positive regulation of circadian rhythm; entrainment of circadian clock
Source: RefSeq, a predicted model, not a curated record